Pomacea canaliculata is the source of this 4217-nucleotide messenger RNA. Its product is annotated as VPS10 domain-containing receptor SorCS1-like. The record is from RefSeq and is a predicted model, not a curated record. Lineage: Eukaryota; Metazoa; Mollusca; Gastropoda; Architaenioglossa; Ampullariidae. Gene Ontology annotation, cellular component: Golgi apparatus; membrane. The coding region runs from base 394 to 3048 and encodes 884 amino acids. Gene Ontology annotation, biological process: post-Golgi vesicle-mediated transport. The transcript is spliced from 22 exons.
CAACUUGCAGAGGAAGAGUGACACUGUAAGGCAAUAAUGGCUUAACAAAGUAAAACCUAGCCAUAGAUUGGCUGCAGUUAUACCUCUAGGUGGCAGCCACUAGUUACUGUCCCCUUUAGUGGAUUGGUGGAGUUAGCCUGUUAUUGUCAUUGAAAUAAGAGGUUAGAUGAAUUCUUCUUUCAGGCUUUGACAUUUGUCCUUGUUCUAUCUUUUUAUUUUCUUUAGUAUUUUUUAAGUGUUCUGUUGCAGUAAUCCACGAUUAUGGUUGUACAUUUUGUCUACUAGCUAUGGGUCUCAGUAAAUUUUGGCCAUAACUGGACUGUGCUGCAAACUGAUGUUAAUCCUCGUUUCUUUUGGGGAGAUAAUGAUUUUGAAAAUGAGGCAACUGUACACAUGGAAAUUCAGCAACAAGCCUCUCAGCAUGCAUUCUACAAAAAGUGCAUUCUACAAAAAAUCAAUUCAAGUUGCCAGGAUGUUGAUGAUACAAUUAGCAGCAGUCUGGGUCCUUUUGUUUCAAGAUCCCUUCUUGUGAUUAAAGAAUACAUCUUUGUACAGAAAUCACAUGCAGAUGGCUCAGACAAUCAUAUGAUGGUAUCUUACAACAGAAGCACUUUCAAGCAUGCUUUGUUUCCAGAGGAAAUAAAGACUAGGGACUUUAUUGUGGUUGAUGCCUUAGAGGGCCAAGUGUUCUUGGCUGUUAGCCAUAGCGGUGUGGGUAGUGCCAGUCUUUAUCUGUCAGAUCCCACAGGCCGUUUCUACAGCCUUAGUUUGCCUAACAUCCACCAUCGUGCCACAGCUGAUUGGUUUGAAGUUGAUCUUCAUCAGGUGGAAGGUCUGCCUGCCACAUACCUGGCUAAUCAGCAGCUAAACACAUCUUUAAGUGAAAGCAAGAAAGUCAGGACUUACAUCAGUGCAGACAAAGGAGGCAGCUGGAGUCUUCUAAAACCCCCAGAUAAUGCACCAUGUCCAAAGAAAGAUGACUGCUCACUAGUUCUUCGACUAGAUAUGGGAAACUACAAUCAAGACUGGAUUCUUUCUCAUGAAGAAGCCCCAGGACUAAUUAUUGCCCAUGGUCAGUUUAGUCAAUAUUAUGAUAUUGAUCCCAAAACAUUGUCAGUGUUUACCAGCAAGGAUGGAGGAUGGCACUGGAUCAUGGCACCAUUCAAAGGGAUUUUCCGAUUCAAUAUUUUAGAUCAAGGUGGAAUUUUGACAGCAAUUAUAGACAGAGAUUAUGGUAUAACCAAUAACGUUCAUUACUCUUAUGAUUAUGGAAAGACAUGGCCAAAUGAAACAUUCAGCAAAGACAAACUGAUGGUGGAUGGAGUAAUAAAUGAACCUAAUAUCAACACUCUGUUGGUUAGUAUUUAUGGACAUCGUCCUAGGUCUUCUCCAUGGAUUAUGGUGCAGCUUAAUUUUUCUGCCGUGUUCUCUCGAAAGUGUAUUGAUUCUGACUAUGUCCACUGGACACCAAGUGAUCAUGACAAUAAUACAGGUGAACAGUGCGUGUUAGGUCUUGAGAUGCAGUAUCAGCGUAGAAAAGAUGAUGCAGUUUGCUUCAAUGGUGAAGAUUACAAACGCCCUGUACAGAAUGUUACUUGCUCAUGUACACUUGAAGAUUUUGAAUGUGACUUUGGAUACAAGAACCUUCUCAAUAAGUGUAUUAAGGAGGACUGGCUUGAUGACAGUUAUCUUGCAAUGGAUUGUGCUUUUGGGAAUUCAGUGAACAAGACCAGGGGUUAUAGGAAAGUUGGAUCUGACAAGUGUGUUGGUGGCAUAGAGAAGACACCUGAUUUCAUUCCACAAAACAUUUCUUGUCCCCUGUGGGCUCCAUACAAACUCCAUCUCAUACCUAACAUUACUGUGGCUGCAACAAAUGCACCUGUUUCUUUCCAUCUGACCCAAGCAAGGGGAUCUAAAGCCAAUACAUCUUACCAGUGGAACUUUGGUGAUGGUAACAUGAAGAAAGUAGUGGGAUUUGAAAGUGCCUCACGCCAGGUUCAUCAGUUUUCCACUCCAGGCAUUUAUGUUGUUAACGUUACUGGGAUAAAUAGCAAGGGCAGCAGUACUUCAGAAAAUGUUGCCAUCCAUGUUGAAAAGCCUAUUCGAGAGCUUACUUUAUUCAGUGCUUCAGAGAUAAAGAAAGGGUAUCUCUUCACAGUGAUUGUUGCUACAGAUGUUGAUCACACCAGUGCCUUUGACAGUUUACACUAUGUGUGGCGUUUUGGUGAUGAAAAAGAAGAAGAAAAUGGAAGGUUGACAUGGGAACCACAGGCAAGGCAUAUGUAUAAUUCAACUGGGGACUAUGUCAUCACUGUUUUUGCUGCUAAUACAGUCAGUACCAAGUCUCAACAGUUUAACGUCAAAGUUUAUGGUAAUGGAUCCAUUGUUCGGCUGAGUUUUUCUGAAAACAUCAACAAAAUAUUUGCUUACCACAAUUUUUCGGCAGUAAUCACAUACCAGUUUCUUGAUAUCUUGCGUCGUGGAAUUGCAAUGGUGGUUGGCGUAGACUACAAUCGACUUUCCAUUUUCCUGUUUAGCUACAAUCCACUCAAGGUUGACCUGAUGGUAGUACCUGCUGACCCAUCAGACAUAAGCGUUAAACAGAUUGUGGCUACAAUACAAGAUAUGGUAAAAAAUGGCACAUUAGUUGUGAAUGAGCCCUUUUUCAAUGCGCUUGGCAGUUUUGUUGUGGUAUCAGCAGUUGACAUUGAAGGUGAUGGGGGUCAUAAUGCUGACUCUCCAAAGGUGCCAAAUUAUCGUGCAGUCUAUAUUGCAUUGCCUGUUGUCAUCUUGACUGCUCUGGUCACUGUCUUGGUACUGAUGUAUUAUCGUAGCCGUUUUCGCAGUAUGCGUCACUACUCGGUGCUUAAUCAAAGAGAAGAUACUGAUGCCCUUUUGGAUGAUGAGGAUGAACCCCCACUGGACUUGCGCUCAGAUGGGAGAAAUGAACAUUUCUCUCGUGAUGAUUCUAUGCUUGAUCUUGGCACUGGAAGCCACCUUGUGAUGGUGACAGGAAGUGGUGGAGGAGAUUCUGCGGAAAGUUGUUAAUAUGUUAAAAUAUUUUGCAGGUUUUCUUCCUGCUAAAUGACCAAGAAAUGUUGCAAAUUUGAUUUACUGUUAUUUAUUGUGUGUGAAAUUUUGGGGGACAAGAAUUUAAUUUCCCCCUCAUUUGUAUAGUUUUAUGUACAGUUGUAUUAAGCAGUGUAAGCAAAGAAUCUGAUUUUAAGAAUCUCUCCUUCAUAUGUUCAAGUCAAGCCUAAUACUGAAGGAUUUUUUUCCCCUCAACAUGUUUCAAGUAAGCUGCAAAGAGGUCUUUAAAUGUUUUUCAUUUAUCUGCUAGAUCUGUAUUCAGACUUUUUUUUUUCCAAAGUCCCCAAUGGGUUACGUGGAUAGCCAAGAUGUAAAAGACUUUAAUUGAGCAUUGCAUCAAAAGAAUUACAUAUUCAUAUUUUAGUUCUAAAUUUACAGAAACGUAGGUUCUAAUCAUUCCUAUGAAUUUAUCAGUAUAUUCAAAUACACAUGUAUGACUAUUAAGAAAUGAAUAUUUGUCAUCAGUCACUUAACCAAGGAUAUCACAUUGACAAAAAGCUAUAACCUUUGAGGUAAAAAUGGUUUGAUAAAUUCAUGCAAGUGUUUACAAGCAAUUAUUUACAAUAUUCCAGUGAGGACUUUUAAGCACCAUUCCUUUGCAGCCAGUUUUUUUUUUAAUUGUGCAUUUUGUUGCCAAGAUAUUUGUAUAGAUAGCGGAACACUUUUUUGAACCCGCAAGAGACAAAAGUGGUGCCGAUGAAUUAUGUCUUUAUUUUAGACUUAUUUCUUGCCAUACUAUCACCAAGGGGGCCUGUUUUGGAUUGUCUGCGUGUACAUCCCAUUGAAUGUGUUUUCAUACAUCAUCGCUUUUAUCACAGUUCAGCUGUUGUUGGGCAAUGGUAUGUAAAUAUCUAAUCAGAUGAGUUCUAAUGUUUUGCAUGAAAGAUUAUUUUUAUGCAAGAUAUUACUUGAAAAAUAAAAUCAGCUAAAAAUUUGCACAGAGCUUUCUGCUUAAUGAAGUGCUAGGUAGAAAAUCAUUAUGGUCAGAGCUAAUGCACUGUGGCAUUACAGUUGGCAACAUGGAAACAAGCAUCUUUAGUGCAAUUCUAGGAACUGGUUGGACAAACUCAUGUUUUGUACCUAAUUUGUCGACAGAUAAAGAAAAAUAAAGCUUUUACAAUCGUUUA